Molecule: messenger RNA, 2172 nt
Organism: Pantherophis guttatus
Lineage: Eukaryota; Metazoa; Chordata; Lepidosauria; Squamata; Colubridae
Gene: TRIB3
Product: tribbles pseudokinase 3
Biological process (GO): regulation of MAP kinase activity; positive regulation of proteasomal ubiquitin-dependent protein catabolic process; protein phosphorylation
Cellular component (GO): nucleus
Molecular function (GO): ATP binding; protein kinase activity; mitogen-activated protein kinase kinase binding
Source: RefSeq, a predicted model, not a curated record
CUGGAGCAGCGGCGGCUGCGGGGCUCAGACAAAGCGGCUCCACGGGGUCGGUCGCAACGGCGAGGAUGGCCCCCAGACGCUGCUGAGACCCCCCCCAAACCCGCCAGGGGUCUUUCCCGGGGUCGCUUCUCCGGGCGAAGGAAGGCAGAGCAGCCCCCCGAAACCCAGUGCACGGCUGCGGUGCGAAGAUGAGCCUCUUGGUGCCAAAGACUCGUGCAGAGGCCCACGUGCCGAAAAGGAGACUGUGCUGUGAGAAAGCGUCAAAAUCGGGCGGCUCGGCACCCAAGCGCCCGCGUGUGGACAAGCUUCUGGGGCCAUCACCCUGCCUCCAGCCCCUGCCUCAGUGCCCUCCCGCCGCGGAUCAGGGUUCGAGCAUCACUCAGAUCGGCCCCUACAUCCUUCUGGAGCCCACAGAAGGUGGACGCACUUACAGGGCAGUGAACAGACACACCGAGGCAGAGCUGACUUGCAAGGUUUAUCCGGCCAAGAGCUACCCCGAGGUGAUGGAGCCCUACGCUGCUCUCCCCUCGCACCCCAACAUUGCCCAGGUGGCAGAGAUCAUUGUGGGAGACCAAAACGUUUACAUCUUUUUUGAGCCCGGGAAGGACAACAUGCACGACUUGGUGAGGCGGCGCAAGCGUGUGCCGGAGUCCGAGGCGGUUGCUCUUUUCCGACAAAUGGCCGAAGCCGUCGCCCACUGCCACCAGCACGGCAUCGUCCUCCGAGACAUCAAACUGAGGAAGUUUGUCUUCGCGGAUCGAGAACGGUCUAAGUUGCUGCUGGAGAACCUGGAAGAUGCCCAGGUCCUGCUGGGUUCCGAUGAUGCCUUGGUGGAUAAGCAUGGAUGUCCAGCUUAUGUGGGUCCCGAAAUCCUGAGCUUCAAGGGCUCCUACUCCGGAAAGGCAGCUGAUAUCUGGAGCCUGGGGGUGGUCCUCUACACUCUCUUGGUGGGCUGCUACCCCUUCCAGGGCACCAAGCCAAUCUCAUUGUUUACCAAGAUCUGUCACGGACGUUUUACAGUUCCGGCCGACCUCUCGCCCAAGGCCCAGUGCCUUAUCCGGUGCCUCUUGCGAAGGGAUCCGGCUGAAAGGCUGACCGCCAGUGGGAUCCUGCUCCAUCCUUGGCUGGUUUCGAACCCAGUCCCCAAACCAUUGGGGGUCAGCCCCCCUGGAGGGCAGGGGCUGGACCAAGUGGUUCCCGAAAUGGGGAGCCGCCGAAAGAAUUUGGAUAAAUUGCGAGGAGAGGACAGAUGAAGUGGCCUUGAGGGGAAGAAUGCGGAAGAAAACAAGGAUGUGGCAUUGAAAGCCAUAUCUCAGCCGCCUUGGAAGUGCCUUUUGAGGGACAAACUACCUUUCACCUUUGCCCUUCCAUGGGACAGGGGUCACUUUGUCCCAAAACAUGGGUAGAGAAGGGCUUCACCCCCUCUUUGUCCUUUGCGUUCUUGCCUAUGCCAAAGAAACCUAGAGGAGUUUUGUCAAGCACCAGCAAGCUCUUAAAAGAGGGCUGUUUUGCACCUUUAAUUUGGGAUCUGUAUUGCUGAUCUGGACAAGGACCUUGGAACCUGCUGGAAUGAUUGAUGGGAGAAAGAGAUCUAGCAUGGAUGAUGUUACGUAGUUUGGUAAUGAGAUGUCUGGAAGUAAACAGCUAAGCUCAGAGAGCACAAAGGACCCUGCUGUCAUCUUUCUCCUCCUCCUCCUCCUCCUCCUCUCUUCAAACCCCACUCCCUUCUAGCACUGAUGAUGUUCCCUAGUUGGGUCACGAAACGUCUGCAAGAAAACAGCCAAGCUCAGAAAGCACCAAGGACCCCACAAUUCUCCUCCUCCUCCUCCUCUUCCCGCUCUUCCUCCUGCUCCUCCUCCCCCCCUUUCUCCUUCUCCUUUCUGCAAAGCCCUGUCCCUUCUCCUAUUGAUGAUGUUACCUAGCUUGGUUAUAAGAUGUCUGCGAGAAAACAGCCAAGCUCUGAGACCACCAAGGACCCCGUAAAAAGAGAUCUGGUGGCAGGGAGAUUAUGCUUUUUCCCGCAUCCCAGGGCUGGAUUUCAUGUUCCACCAUUUCAGGGGAAGGAAUGGAUGGGAGUGAUCGAGUGAUGGGCAUUUCUGCAUGGGAUUAUUUUCCCUGAUGCCAAAGAAAAGGUUGAGAUGGAAGCAGGGACUGGUGCUUUCUGAGGGGGAG